Epinephelus lanceolatus (giant grouper) is the source of this 2548-nucleotide messenger RNA. It is a transcript of the gene ptpn6, whose product is annotated as protein tyrosine phosphatase non-receptor type 6. NCBI's taxonomy places the organism in Eukaryota, Metazoa, Chordata, Actinopteri, Perciformes, Serranidae. Gene Ontology annotation, cellular component: cytoplasm. Gene Ontology annotation, biological process: cell differentiation; intracellular signal transduction; mitotic cell cycle. Gene Ontology annotation, molecular function: non-membrane spanning protein tyrosine phosphatase activity; phosphotyrosine residue binding. The record is from RefSeq and is a predicted model, not a curated record.
UAAAGAACUAACACACGGUGGUGGCAGCAGACAGGUGGGCAGGCAGAGGGGAAAAGCUUUUCAAAUGUCUGACUGAGAGACAAGGUGUGGGUUUCUUCACAAAGGCACGCAAAGCUCAAACUUUACAUUCGGUGGAUUUUUUUUUUAUUCCUGUAACAGAGGUGGAAUCACUGGACGGACACUCUCACUCAUGAUUCACCGCUGAAUGGAACAGUUUCAUCCUUUCUGCGUCGACACCUGCACUGAAAACUAAGCGAGGGAGCAUCAAAGAGCAAGUUUCCAGAGUUUAAACCUACUCUGCUCUUAAAUAUGAUGAGUUUUUGUUUUGGUCGUCUAUAAAAAACAACAACAAAAAAAACACACGUCUCUAUCUGUUGGAGGAAUUCCGGCCUGUCAGCUAUUUUGGUUCCUGUCUUGCUUUCACUAUUUUGUGAAAGGAGAUGUAAAAAGGAAGGAAGGGGAGUGCGAGUGAGAGAGAACGACACAGAGAGGAGGGGAGACAGACGUAUACAGUCCGAGCGUCUUGGCGAGUGUCAGUUGUUUUCAAAAGCAGCUGAGAAGAAAGAAGCGAAGACACGACAUGGUUCGGUGGUUUCACAGAGACAUCACAGGCCUGCAGGCCGAGGACAUGCUGAAGACUCGAGGCAUCCAUGGCAGCUUUUUGGCUCGACCCAGCAAGAAAAACGUAGGAGAUUUCUCCCUCUCUGUCAGAGUGGGCGAGAUGGUGACCCACAUCCGCAUCCAAAACACGGGAGACUUCUAUGACUUGUACGGCGGGGAGAAGUUUGCCACCCUGUCAGAGCUGGUGGAGUACUACACGGCUGAGAAUGGCAUCCUGCAGGACAAGGAUGGCACCGUCAUUGAGCUCAGAUACCCCCUCAACUGCUCCGACCCCACCACAGAGAGGUGGUACCACGGUCACCUGAGUGGGCCAAAUGCAGAGAAGCUGCUGGGUGCACGGGACGAGUCGGGGACCUUCCUGGUCAGAGAGUCACUGUCCAAGCCCGGAGACUUUGUCCUGUCGGUUCUGACAGACGAGAAGAGCAAAACGGGAGGAAAGAGGGUCUCCCACAUCAAGAUAAUGUGUCAGAUUGAUAUAUGUGUGUGUGUGUGUGUGUGUGUGUGUGUUCAGAAUGACAGGUACACAGUUGGAGGUUCAGAGCUGUUCGACACGCUGACAGACCUGGUGGAGUACUACAAACGCAAAGGCAUCGAGGAGAUCUCUGGGAACUGGGUGUAUCUCAAACAGCCGUAUUACUCCACCAGAGUGAACGCAGCAGACAUCGACAGCAGAGUGAAACAGCUGGAUCAGACCUCACAGCAGCAGCAGGAGGGCGAGGGAGAGAAGAGCAAGGCGGGCUUCUGGGAGGAGUUUGACGCUCUUCAAAAGUUUGAGGCAAAGGUGAAGAAGAGCCGAGAGGAGGGUCAGAGGCCUGAAAAUAAGAGCAAAAACAGAUACAAGAAUAUUCUUCCCUUCAAUGACACCAGGGUCAUCCUGCAGGACACUGAUCCUGAUGUUGUGGGUUCAGAUUACAUCAACGCCAACUACGUGAGAAACAACCUGUUUGAGGCCGGAGAGCAGAAGGUUUACAUCGCCACCCAGGGGUGCCUAGCAACAACUGUCAACGAUUUCUGGCAGAUGGUAUGGCAGGAGAAUACGAGGGUGAUCGUCAUGACAACGAGAGAGGUUGAGAAAGGGCGGAAUAAAUGUGUGCCAUACUGGCCCGACAGUGACAGCACCAAGGAGGUGGGUGCAUACAUAGUGUCCGCUGUUUCAGAGAGGGAAGCUGCUGAUUACAAAAUCCGAGUUUUGGAGAUUGCUCCUAUGGACCAGCCAAAGCAGUCUCGCACCAUCUGGCACUACCAGUACAUGAGCUGGCCUGACCACGGCGUCCCACAGGAGCCAGGUGCUGUCCUCAGCUUCCUCAGUCAAGUGAACUCUAAACAGGAGGAAUUCCCGGAUGCUGGACCCAUGAUCAUCCACUGCAGCGCUGGAAUCGGACGAACAGGCACGAUUGUGGUGAUCGACAUGAUCAUCCAGACCAUUGACACUAUCGGUCUGGACUGUGAUCUCGACAUCCCGAAAUACAUCCAGAUGGUCCGAGAGCAGCGCUCUGGCAUGGUGCAGACGGAGGCCCAGUACAAGUUCAUCUACCUAGCUGUGUCCGAGUACAUACAGACCACUAAGGCCAAAACCUGUGCCUACAUGGAAACUGAGACAGAGUAUGGAAAUCUGCAACUCAAACACCAACCAGCGAGCAGGAAGGUCUCAAAAAACAAGGAGGACGUUUACGAGAAUCUGUCAAAAGGGAAGAAGGAUGGAAAGAAGUCAAAGACAGACAAGAAAAGUGGCUCCGUGAAGAAAAGAUAGGAAGUUUUAUCAAAGUAUGUCAUGUUGUUAUAUUUAUGCAGGCUCUCUUCUCUUAAAUAAUUUGUAUUUUAGUGGAGAUAAUAAAAUUAAGAUUUGACCGUUAAGUUGUUGACAUGAGAUGUGUCACAUGAGUGCUUGGUUGAAGUGUUGAGAAUAAAGCCAGAACAUGUGUGAACA